Morus notabilis is the source of this 1716-nucleotide messenger RNA. Its product is annotated as histone acetyltransferase of the MYST family 1. Gene Ontology annotation, biological process: regulation of DNA-templated transcription. The transcript has 10 exons. Gene Ontology annotation, molecular function: histone acetyltransferase activity. The record is from RefSeq and is a predicted model, not a curated record. Bases 20 to 1309 code for a protein of 429 amino acids. NCBI's taxonomy places the organism in Eukaryota, Viridiplantae, Streptophyta, Magnoliopsida, Rosales, Moraceae.
CGAAGCUUUCCAUCGAGAAAUGGGUUCGAUAGAAGCUCCGAGCGCAGAGAACGGCUCCGCCUCCGGCAAUGGAGCGCUGCCGCCGGAGAAUGGCACGACGGCCCCGGAGACGGAGGCGUUGAAGAAGCGAAAAGCGAGCGUGCUUCCCUUGGAGGUCAACACGCGCGUUAUGUGCCGUUGGAGGGACGGGAAGUACCAUCCCGUCAAGGUCAUCGAACGCCGCAAAGUUCCCACCGCUGGCUCCAGCGAGUACGAGUAUUACGUCCAUUACACCGAAUUUAAUAGGAGGCUUGAUGAAUGGGUGAAGCUUGAACAACUUGAUCUUGAUUCGGUAGAGACUGAUGUUGAUGAGAAAGUAGAGGACAAGGUUACGAGCUUGAAAAUGACACGCCAUCAGAAGCGGAAAAUCGAUGAGACGCAUGUGGAGGGCCAUGAAGAGCUUGAUGCUGCAAGCUUGCGUGAACAUGAAGAAUUCACAAAAGUGAAAAAUAUAUCAACUAUUGAACUUGGAAGAUAUGAGAUUGAGACAUGGUACUUCUCCCCCUUUCCAGCAGAAUACAAUGACUGUUUGAAGUUGUAUUUUUGUGAGUUUUGCCUCAAUUUCAUGAAGCGCAAAGAGCAGCUUCAAAGGCAUAUGAGGAAGUGUGAUCUUAAGCAUCCCCCUGGUGACGAGAUAUACCGAAGUGGUACACUCUCAAUGUUUGAGGUUGAUGGCAAAAAGAACAAGGUUUAUGGGCAGAAUCUUUGUUAUUUGGCAAAACUGUUUCUUGAUCACAAGACCCUUUACUAUGAUGUCGAUCUUUUUCUGUUUUACGUUUUGUGUGAAUGUGAUGAUCGAGGAUGCCAUAUGGUUGGAUAUUUUUCCAAGGAAAAGCAUUCUGAGGAGUCCUAUAACUUGGCAUGCAUUCUUACUCUUCCUCCUUAUCAAAGGAAAGGCUAUGGAAAAUUUUUGAUUGCCUUCUCGUAUGAACUUUCCAAGAAGGAAGGUAAAGUUGGCACGCCCGAAAGGCCCCUUUCUGACUUAGGGCUGCUGAGCUACAGAGGAUACUGGACCAGGGUGCUUUUAGACAUCUUGAAAAAGCACAAGGGCAACAUUUCUAUCAAGGAGCUAAGUGACAUGACAGCCAUCAAGGCAGAGGAUAUUUUAACGACCCUACAAACUCUAGAAUUAAUACAAUACAGGAAAGGGCAGCAUGUCAUCUGUGCGGAUCCGAAGGUCCUGGAUCGUCAUCUAAAACAAGCAGGCCGUGGCGGUCUUGAGGUUGAUGUUAGCAAACUGAUCUGGACUCCAUACAAAGAGCAAGGUUGAUUAGACAACAUCAAGUUGUCCAGAUUAAACUGUAGACUGCCUUGCUAUUACGCUACACCUCGUUCGUACUUUGGUUUCUGCUGCCCAUGACGUGUGCUGAACCACUGGUACACAUGAAAUCAGCGCCUUCUUUCUCGGUUCUUGUUUGUAUUGAGAUCUAAAUGUUGAAGUCCUCGAGUGAAACCUCAAUUUUUAUGUCAAUUUUUACACGCACACACACAUAUGUAAUGUAUAUAUAGUAAGGAAAAAUUAUUGAAUUUGGAGAAAAGUUAGGGUAUGAAGUAUUUUUCGUAUCUUUUGGAUAAAUGAGGUUAAACUGCUUGAUUCGUUCUGUAUGAAUGCUUCUGGUCUUUUGAACUGAGCCCGGAAAUGAUAACCUUUUACUGUUUUUAUUUUUUCCCUCCUUU